Pseudophryne corroboree (corroboree frog) is the source of this 5089-nucleotide messenger RNA. RefSeq names its product cytochrome P450 2K6-like. The transcript is spliced from 11 exons. Gene Ontology annotation, biological process: xenobiotic metabolic process. Bases 291 to 1772 code for a protein of 493 amino acids. The record is from RefSeq and is a predicted model, not a curated record. Lineage: Eukaryota; Metazoa; Chordata; Amphibia; Anura; Myobatrachidae. Gene Ontology annotation, cellular component: intracellular membrane-bounded organelle; cytoplasm. Gene Ontology annotation, molecular function: heme binding; oxidoreductase activity, acting on paired donors, with incorporation or reduction of molecular oxygen, reduced flavin or flavoprotein as one donor, and incorporation of one atom of oxygen; iron ion binding.
AGGGUCCCCCUGUCUUAUGUGCCCCAGGCACCCCUAAGGCUUCAUCCGGCCCUGGCUACAAUUGAAUAGCUACGUUUGGGCACCAUCUGGUGGCUGACAGUGGGAAAAGACAUGAAUCUCGUCCCCUGUGUUGCAGGCGAGGAAAUUACUGCAUAUAAAUCAAGCGGAAGAACAGGAAAAGCCAUAUAAUGUGGAACAGCUGAAACUGAGUCUCCGAGUCUACAGAAAUAUCCCGGCAAGUUUUCUGCAGCUGUGUACUGUGCAGCAUUUAAGUAAAGAACACUAACACCAUGAAUAUCACAGAUCCAGUCCCAAUACUUCUAUCAAUUCUUCUAUGUCUUUUUGUGGCAAUUCUUAUUUAUGGACGCAAGAGAAACAUUUAUCACAAUUUUCCUCCUGGACCUAAACCUUUACCAAUAAUCGGAAACCUGCACAUUUUUGAUAUGAGGAAACCUUAUAAAACAUUCAACCAGCUUUCUGAGAAGUACGGCUCAGUGUACAGUGUGCAACUAGGAGAGGAGAAAAUGGUCGUCCUGACCGGAUAUGAGACGGUGAAAGAUGCCCUGGUAAACCACGCGGAUGAGUUUUCUGGAAGAUCAAAAGUUCCACUUUUCCAAGAUGUACUUAAAGGACAUGGAGUUAUUUUCUCUAAUGAUGAGAACUGGAAGGUGAUGAGACGGUUCACUCUCUCAACUCUACGAGAUUUUGGGAUGGGCAAGCAAACCAUUGAAAACAGAAUUACUGAAGAGAGUGAAUAUUUAGUGAAAAAGAUCAACUCCUACCAAGGCAAACCAUUUGAUAAUACCAAGGUUUUAAAUGCUGCUGUUGUAAACAUAAUCGUGUCCAUAUUACUGAGCCAUCGAUUUGAUUAUGAAGAUCCAAAACUUUUGAGGCUGAUGAAAGUUGUCAAUGAUAAUUUAAAAAUAGCUGGUAGCCCGACGGCCAUGCUGUACAACGCCUUUCCAUCUGUGAUGCGCUGGUUUCCUGGAUUUCUCAAAACAAUUACUGACAAUUUGAAUGAAAUGCACAGCUUCGUAAGAGAAACCUUCACCACCCAGAAGAAACAGUUGGAUGUUAAUGACCAGAGGAAUCUUAUCGACAGGUUCCUGGUGAAACAACAGGAGGAAAAACCCAGUCCUGAAUUUUAUUUCACCAAUGACAAUCUCAUAGCACUUGUGGCCGACCUCUUCAUUGCUGGAAUGGAGACAACGUCCACCACUCUGAGAUGGGGUCUUCUAUUGAUGAUGAAAUAUCCUGAAAUCCAAAGAAAAGUCCAAAAUGAGAUUGAUAAAGUUAUUGGUACAUCGGAGCCUCAGGCCGCUCACCGUAAGGAAAUGCCCUAUACUGACGCUGUUAUUCAUGAAGUUCAGAGGUUUGGAAAUAUAGUUCCGAAUAAUCUCCCGCAUGCUACUACUCAGGACGUCACAUUCCGAGGGUAUUUUCUACCAAAGGGCACAACGGUAAUCCCACUGCUGACGUCAGUGCUGUAUGACAAGGAUCACUUUCAAAAGGCAGAAGAGUUUUAUCCGGAACAUUUUCUGGAUGCCGGUGGCAAUUUUGUGAAGAAUGCAGCGUUCAUGCCUUUCUCAGCUGGUAGGAGAAGUUGUGCAGGUGAGAACUUGGCCAAAAUGGAGCUCUUCAUGUACUUCACGAAGCUGCUGCAGAACUUCACCUUCCAUGCUCCUUCGGGGGCCACACUGGACUUGACCCCUUCAACUGGGCUUACAAGCUCUCCUUUGAGUCACAUGAUUUGUGCUGUGCCUCGUACAUAAAAAUGAGUUGCAAUAUACACUAAGCGUGGUCGAAACUAGGAUUUUUGGCACCCGGGGGCAAGGCAGUAAUUUUACGUCCCACAGACACACACACAGACACACACACAGACACACACACAGACACGCACACACAGACACGCACACACAGACACGCACACACAGACACGCACACACAGACGCACACACAGACGCACACACAGACGCACACACAGACGCACACACAGACGCACACACAGACGCGCACACACAGACGCGCACACACAGACGCGCACACACAGACGCGCACACACAGACGCGCACACACAGACGCGCACACACAGACGCGCACACACAGACGCGCACACACAGACGCGCACACACAGACGCGCACACACAGACGCGCACACACAGACGCGCACACACAGACGCGCACACACAGACGCGCACACACAGACGCGCACACACAGACGCGCACACACAGACGCGCACACACAGACGCGCACACACAGACGCGCACACACAGACGCGCACACACAGACGCGCACACACAGACGCACACACACAGACGCACACACACAGACGCACACACACAGACGCACACACACAGACGCACACACACAGACGCACACACACAGACGCACACACACAGACGCACACACACAGACGCACACACACAGACGCACACACACAGACGCACACACACAGACGCACUUUGGAACCAUGUCAAAAACAAAGUAAUUAACAGUUGGCAAACCAGCACUGUCAGGGUGUUCGGGGUUGGGGGUGGGAGGACUCUGACUGGCCAACUGCUGUAGGACUACAAAUCCCAUUAUGCUAAACAGGACCUAGGACCAAUGUGGGUUAUCCUGGCUGCAGAGAUGAGUCCCUAGGACUGGCUGGUAUUAUAUACCUGAUAUAAUCCAUACAAUCACUGUAUCACAAACACUGGGGGGGAAGACUCCAAUUGGCCAACUGCUGUAGGACUACAAAGCCCUGCAUACAAGUCUUGACCUAGGACCACACUUUGGGAGGCAGCAGCUGUCCUGGUAUAUAGAGGCCUCACCUCAGUGCCCAGACUAAUUAUCGGCUGCUGCUGCUUCCUCUCAUACUGUCCUCCUCUGGUGGAGCUGCCGUGCAGAAAGCGCAGGCCCUGAGGAACAGGGCCGGGGGCAGACAUAAUUUACAAAGGCACAAGAGUGUGUGAAUGGCCAUCCCCGCCCCAUUCAUAAGCGUUUUAGUUGCCGUCUGGGGUUGGUAUUCCAGGAAUCCACAUUGGUGGUACUGGAGAGCGGGGACUUGCAGCGAGGGUUCUGGUUAGAAGGUAGCCCAUUCGGUCCCUGUCCUCCUCUUGUGGAGCUGCAUGCAAGGGAGGUGCUGGGGAGCAGGCCUGUGGGCAGACAUAGCUUACACAGGCCCAGGAAUGUGUGAGCAGCCAUGGACCAAUGCUUGUGAAAUGAAAGGGGGCAGCUGGAGAGACCUUGGUCAUCACCCCUGCCCCAUUCAUUAGCGUUCUAGUUGCUGGGGAGGGUGGAGGUUCAUUGGUGGUGCUGGGGAGUGGGUAGUUUCAAUGAGGGUUCUUGGACCUGGCAGAAGGUAGCGCCUUAUGGCUUAGAGCAGUGUUUCCCAACCACGGUCCUCAAGGCACACUAACAGUCCUGGUUUUAGUGAUAUCCAGGCUUGAACACAGGUGACUUAAUUAGUACCUCAGUUAUUUUGAUUUAAUGAUGUGUGCUGAAGCCUGGAUAUCACUAAAACCUGCACUGUUGGUGUGCCUUGAGGACCGCGGUUGGGAAUGCCUGGCUUAGAGGAAGGAGAGGAGGCAGAGUACCCAUCUAGUACUCAUCUCUGCACCAUCUCAGAUUCUGCACCUGGGGCACAUGCCCCCUUAGGCCCCCCUCCCAAUUGCGGCCAUGCACUAAGAAAACUAUUUAAUAUUUUCCUUGCUAGAUUUAUGGGGAGAGAGUAAAGAAAAUAAUAUGCUACGUGAGAUGGGGUUGGGAGCCCUUUUCAAGCACUACCUAUGCAAGGUAGUAAAGUGUUGAGUAACCAUUGCCUAUCUGUAUUUUUACGAUCAAGGAUCAGUCACAGUAUCCACCAAGCACUGUACGUCAUAUUAGUAUAGUUAUUAGAGAUGAGCGGGUUCGGUUCUCUGAGAACUGAACCUUACCAAACUUCAUUACCCGAGCCCAGAUCUGAGUCCGGCUCGGAUUUUCCCGCCUGACUCGGAAACCAGAACGAGGCACAACGUCAUCAUCCCACUGUCGGAUUCUCGCAGGGUCUAGAUACCAUAUAAGGAGCCACGUGUCGCCACCAUUUUCACUUCAGUCCUGGAGAGUGUAGUGAGAGGACGUGUCUCCAUCCUCAGUAUCUUUGCAUACGGGAAAGUGGGGUGGCGAUUAUAAUGCUGUCUUGUGCUGCUCAGUCCAGUGUAGUGUCUUAGCUUCAUCAGUCAGUCUAGUGACCAGUCACAGUGGUGGUGUCCUCUGCUGCCAUAUGUCCAGUGCUGCUGUAUAAUAAGUCCCUUACAGUGUUGCUGUGUUGUCCUGCAUCAGACCAGUGGUAGUGUCUUAGCUUCAUCAGUCAGUCUAGUGACCAGUCACAGUGGUGGUGUCCUCUGCUGCCAUAUGUCCAGUGCUGCUGUAUAAUAAGUCCCUUACAGUCAGAGCUGGAUUAAGGCUUUGGGGGGCCCGUGGUACUUAAAACAGGGGGUCCCUAAGGUCUAAAAUUAUAUAUAUAUAUAUAUAUAUAUAUAUAUAUAUAUAUAGUCACAAUACCGACCCCGACAUCCUGCCCCGCUCACAAUGCCGACAGUCGGCAUGCCGACUAACAGGGACUAUUCUGAACCUGCUGUGUGGUGAGCGCAGCGAGCCCAUAAGGGGCUUAGUUGUGCUCCCCCGCCCCCACCAGCAUUCUGCUGACCACCGGUAUCCCAAUACCAACCCUUUAUAUAUACAUGGUCGAGUCACAUUAUUAUGACCACCUCCUGCUGGCAAAAUCAACGCGUUUCGGCCUUAGCCUUCUACAGGAUUCCCACUGAUGAAAGCUAAGGCUGAAACGUGUUUGAGGAGAGACACAGGCAAAGUGACCUCUAUGUUACAGUGCUUAGCAGUGGAGAAUCAGAAGUCCGAAGCUGGGAACCAGGAGCCGGAAGUUGAGCGCAAGAGACGCAGGCUGUGCAAAGAGCCGGAUGUGUGUCGGGAGAAGCCCACUGCCACUGCAACAAAUGACGGAGGCUAACCCACUGUGCCCAGGAGGACUAACCACCAUUGUGAUAUUCCCAUUUUAACCUUCUAUGUGUACAUGCAAAACUGAAGUAAAGCCGUAUGUGUUUUAAAAUA